AUGAUCUUCGCCGCCCGUCAACUUCAGGAGAAGUGCCAGGAGAUGCGGACCCACCUGUACUCUACCUUCGUGGACCUGGCGAAAGCCUUUGACACGGUGAAUCGUGAAGGACUGCGUAAGAUCAUGCAGAAAUUCGGCUGUCCGGAGCGAUUCACUCAGAUGGUGCGUCAGCUGCACGACGGUAUGAUGGCGCGAGCUGUCUCAGAGGCAUUCGCAGUGACCAACGGAGUGAAGCAGGGAUGCGUGCUGGCGCCUACCCUCUUCAGUCUUAUGUUCUCUGCCAUGCUGAUGGACGCCUACCGCGACGAACGUCCCGGGAUCCGCAUCGCCUACAGGACGGACGGUCACCUCCUGAAUCAACGGCGGAUGCACUUCCAAUCGCGCGUAUCCCCAACCACUGUUCACGAACUCCUCUUCGCCGACGACUGCGCCCUGAACACCACCUCGGACGAGGAGAUGCAACGGAGCAUGAACCUGUUCUCCGCCGCCUGCGAGAACUUCGGUCUGGUCAUCAACACACAGAAGACGGUGGUGAUGCACCAACCGCCACCCAACUCAGACACAGCCCCCAACGCGCCGCCGCAAAUCAGCGUGAAUGGGACCCACCUGCAAGUGGUGGAGAACUUCCCGUACCUGGGCAGUACUCUCUCCCGCAACACCAAGAUCGACGACGAAGUCGCCAACAGGAUCUCGAAAGCCAGUCAAGCCUUCGAUCGCCUCCAAAGCACAGUUUGGAAUCGCCACGGUCUUCAACUGAGCACGAAGCUGAUGAUGUACAAGGCCGUCAUCCUGCCGACGCUACUGUAUGGAGCGGAGACGUGGACGGUGUACACGAGGCAGGCACGCCGACUGAAUCACUUCCACCUCAGUUGUCUCCGUCGCAUCCUGAGGCUGAACUGGCAGGAUCGCAUCCCCGACACUGAUGUGCUGGAACGAACGGGAAUACUCAGCAUCUACUCCAUGUUGAGACAAAUGCAGCUGCGCUGGAGCGGCCACCUGGUGCGCAUGGACGACGAGCGACUACCCAAACGGCUCUUCUACGGAGACGUCGCGACGGGUUCUCGUCGUCAAGGAGGCCCACUUCGUCGAAACAAGGAUACCCUGAAGUCCUCCCUGAAGCUACUGCAAAUCAACCCGACCAACUGGGAAGAGCUCGCCCGCGAUCGUCCGACAUGGAGGAGAACAGUGAAGGCGGGCGCUACUAUCCACGAAGCCAACCGCAUAGCCGCCGCCAAAGCGAAACGCGAAGCCCGCAAAUCACAACUUCGCCCAGUACGCAACGCCGCCUCACAACCGCUUCCAACGUGUCCUCGAUGUCAACGGGCAUUCCGGGCUCGAAUCGGACUUGUUGGACAUCUUCGGACCAACUGCGCCUCUCGAACUGCACCAACGAUCGUCCCCCCGCCCGACUCUUCCUCCCCGCCGCCGCCAACUAACUCUGACAAUUCUUCUGAACCACCACUUCCAUCCUCCUCCUCCGCCUCCUCCACUGCUCCAACGGCGGCCGCCCAGGCAACUGCCACGCGCGCAACAACCGACGCCACCACCACCACCACCUCCCCCGACUCCAGCGAUGAGGAUCAGGACUACACCUGCCCUCACUGCGGCUGCACCUUCACCUCACACAUCGGCCUGGCCGGUCACUUGCGAAUCCAUCGCACAGAGACUGGCGAACCAGUGCCUGGAGCACUAACCUACACCCACCGCACUCGCCUUCACUGCCCACACAUCCCUCGCACCUUCCGGCAUCGCAUGGGCCUAUUCGGCCACAUGCACAUCCACGAGAACGGCAUUGACCGCACUCCUGACACACCCACCACAUCCAACGCAUCCACCGUGCAAAACCCCACACCCGCUCCACCCGUCCGCGCCACCACCACCACCACCACCACCACCACCUCCUCUGUAGGUGACACUGCCACCGCCGACUUCUCAUGCCCACACUGUCCACGCACAUUCACCUCACGCAUCGGCCUGGUCGGUCACUUGCGAAUCCAUCGCACAGAGACUGGAUAA
Spirometra erinaceieuropaei is the source of this 2016-nucleotide messenger RNA. Lineage: Eukaryota; Metazoa; Platyhelminthes; Cestoda; Diphyllobothriidea; Diphyllobothriidae. The record is from the annotation of a GenBank genome assembly.